UUCCGUUCCGGUUCAGCUCCCUCUAGCACUGAGUCUGGGGCUCUCCAGUGGGCAGAGAGUCUGUCAGCUCGAAGGCUGCACCAUGAAUGCAGUGACCUAUGAUGACGUGCAUGUUGACUUUACUUGGGAAGAAUGGACUUUGCUGAAUCCUUCCCAGAAGAGUCUCUACAAAGAUGUGAUGGUAGAGACCUACAGAAACCUCACUACUAUAGGAUAUAAUUGGGAAGACCAGAAUAUUGAAGAACAUUGUCAAAGUUCUAGAAAACAUAAAAGGCAUGAAAAAACACACACUAGAUUGAAACCCUAUGAAGAAAAUGAGUGUGGUAAAGCCUUAUCACAUCACAGUCAUCUUCAAAUGCAUAAAAGAUCAUACACCAGAGAGAAACCCUAUGAAUGUAAUAAGUGUUGGAAAACCUUUACACGUCACCAUACUCUUCAAAUGCAUAAAAGAAGCCAUACUGGAGAGAAGCCCUAUGAAUGUAAUCAGUGUGGUAAAGCCUUCGCACGGCAAGACCAUCUUCAAACUCAUGAAAGAAGCCAUACUGGAGAGAAACCCUAUGAAUGUAAUCAGUGUGAUAAAGCCUUUGCAGAUCACAGUAAUCUCCAAAAGCAUAAAAUAACCCAUACUGGAGAGAAACCCUAUAAAUGUAAUCAGUGUGGCAAAGCCUUUGUACAUCCCAAUACUCUCCGAAAGCAUAAAAGAACCCAUACUGGAGAAAAACUGUAUGAAUGUAAUCAGUGUGGUAAAGCCUUCACACAGCACAUUCAUCUUCAAACUCAUGAAAAAAGCCAUACUGGAGAGAAACCCUAUGAAUGUAAUCAGUGUGGCAAAGCCUUUGCUGAUCAAAGUAGUCUCCAAAGACAUAAAAGAAGCCAUACUGGAGAGAAACCCUAUAAAUGUAAUCAGUGUGGUAAAGCUUUCACAUAUUCCAAUAGUAUCCAAUAUCAUGAAAGAAGCCAUACUGGAGAGAAACCCUAUGAAUGCAAUCAGUGUGGAAAAGCCUUCGCACAGCACAUUCAUCUUCAAAAUCAUAAACGAACCCAUACUGGAGAGAAACCCUAUGAAUGUAAUCAGUGUGGUAAAGCCUUCGCACAGCACAUUUAUCUUCAAACUCAUGAAAGAAGCCAUACUGGAGAGAAACCCUAUGAAUGUAAUCAGUGUGGUAAAGCCUUUGCAGAUCACAGUACUCUCCGAAAGCAUAAAAUAACCCAUACUGGAGAGAAACCCUAUAAAUGUAAUCAGUGUGGUAAAGCUUUUGCAAGAUCCAGUAGUCUCCAAUAUCAUGAAAGAAGCCAUACUGGAGAGAAACCCUAUGAAUGUAAUCAGUGUGGUAAAGCUUUCACAUAUUCCGGUAGUCUCCAAGAUCAUGAAAGAACCCAUACUGGAGAGAAACCCUUUGAAUGUAAUCAGUGUGGCAAAGCCUUUGCAUAUCCCAGUACUCUCCGAAAGCAUAAAAGAACCCAUACUGGAGAAAAACUUUAUGAAUGUAAUCAAUGUGGCAAAGCCUUUGCAUAUCCCAGUAGUUUCCAAAAACAUAAACGAACCCAUACCGUAAAGAAACCCUAUGAAUGUAAUCAGUGUGGUGAUGCCUUUGCAAAGCACAUUCAUCUACAAAGUCAUGAAAGCAGCCAUGUUGGAGAGAAAACCCUAUAAAAGUAAUCAGUGUGGUAAAGCCUUUGUUUGUCACAGUAGUCUCCAAACACAUGAAAGAACACAUACUGAAGAGAAACCCUAUGAAUAUAAUCAAUGUGGUAAAGCCUUUGCAUGUAUAGUGAUCUCUGAAAA
Messenger RNA from Alexandromys fortis (reed vole), 1786 nucleotides. RefSeq names its product zinc finger protein 431-like. Gene Ontology annotation, cellular component: nucleus. Gene Ontology annotation, biological process: regulation of DNA-templated transcription. The coding region runs from base 83 to 1654 and encodes 523 amino acids. The record is from RefSeq and is a predicted model, not a curated record. The transcript is spliced from 4 exons. NCBI's taxonomy places the organism in Eukaryota, Metazoa, Chordata, Mammalia, Rodentia, Cricetidae.